ACUUUACUGUCAGUAUAGUCAUGUAUACUUAACUGUCAUUUUAAUUUCUUAUGAGUACAUAAAAAGUGACUGAAAGUAUACUUUCUUAUUUUAGUUUAAAAGAAGUGCGUUAGAAAUGGCACACUAAAAUAAAAAUGUUAAUUGAUGUUUUUUACUGGUUGCUUGGAAUUUAUUAUUCAAAUAUUAAACCAGAUUAUCCAGAAUUCUGCCUCUUAUUCAUUUAUAACUCAAAAUUUCUGAAACUGUCCUGUGAUAUAAAUUGGAACAGACACUCAAUAGCUCAUCAAGGUCAAAGAGGAAACACUCGCUGCAAGAAGCCUUCCUGGAACUCUUUGUCUGGAUGUUCUUUUUGAGAGCUCAGACCUGGAUCUCUGUUUGAUAGCCGGGGGCAACUUCUCUGAUAAAACCAUUAGUCAUGGGGGGUUUCAUUAUUACCAACCAUACAAGUCAGACCAUCAGUGUAGAAUAAAAUGUAUUUUGAACUGGAUAAUCUCAGCUAAAAUAUCACAAAGAAAAAAAUGCAGUUCAGUCAACAAGGUUGGGGUCACUCUUUUCUAGAUUGAUUUUGAACUUUCUCCUGGUCAGCAUGUUUGGCAAUUUAGAUUACGGCUGCACAGAACAAGAAUCUAGUCUUUUGGUAAAGACACUUUUUAUCCAAGGCUCUUUAUAGUGCAUUGAAGCUAUUCAUUUAAUCAGUACAUCUUCUCCAUGAAGCUUUGAACCUGGAAUCUCUUGCCCCACAUUUAGGAAAAAACAAAACCCCUUUGACACUGACUAUGGUUUGUGAAUGUGAAAUACAAAAAACUCAAUCAGAUUUUUCCACUCACAAAAGGUGACAGAGAUUCACCUUAAAUCAUCCUGAAAAUAAAAUCGUCCACCACAGGAUGGAGUACUAAAGUUCAGACUAGGAAGCAUGGAUGGAUGUAGAGACAAGUUUUUUUACUUCAUUUUAAUACAUUCAUUCCACACAAGUGAGGAAAUGGCUUGGGCUACCAAAAUGCUUUUGCAACAUAGGGCUGUACGGGAAUGGAGCUCUCUCUCUUCCCAUUUCAAGCCUUGUGGAGGAAUAUAAUGCCCCAAAACAAGGCUGGAGAUGAUGCUCAAAGAAUCCUGUGAUCCCUGUGUAAGAGAUGCUGCUACAACAGUAGCGACAGGGAAGAAAUGGAACCCAGCAACAGCGGUAGCAGAUGCGAAGGCAGCCCUCAGACAUAGGGACAUCGUGGGACAAGUUCAAUAUGUCAGAUGGGGACUUGGUUUGGGAUCAACCACACCCAGAUGGCGAAAAGCUACACCAAAAGAACAGUGACACCUGUUGGUGGAGGAGGUUUAUCGUCAAGAAGAAGCAAGUACAUGCGCCAGAGCGGUCUCUCAAGUCCAGCAAGGCUGCUGGAUGAGGAGGGAAGGCAUUGAACGGCGCAAAAUCACUUGGAGUGAGCUGUGGAGGGGGUCAGAAAAAGCGGGCCAAGCCCUUAUCCCCAUAUUUAUGGCUGCUGAGUAUAGCCAGGGAUUGGGAAAUGCGAGUUGAUUUAAACCACAGACUUACUUUCCCCUUGGAAAUCGCAGUGACCAAUCUACGGCCGGACAUGAUUCUGUUGUCCAGCUCCAGUAGGACAGUCCUCAUAGUUGAGUUGACUGUACCUUGGGAAGAGGCCAUUAACGAAGCAUUUGAAAGAAAGAAUCUCCGGUAUGCCAACUUGGCAGCAGAGGCUGAAGAUCAGGGAUGGACAGUGAAAGUGUUCCCGGUGGAAGUGGGCUGCAGGGGCUUUAUUUCCAAUCCCACUACAAGGCUGCUUAAGGAAGUGGGGAUCAGAGGACAGGCCCAACAGACGGCAGUCAAAGAACUUGCCACUGUUGCUGAGAGAAGCAGCCACUGGCUGUGGCUGAAACAGAACGACACAAUAUGGGCUGCCAAAUGACCACAUAAUAAAAUGGUGUUGUGUGUUGUAAUGUUAUGACAUACGGGACAGGGGGCACUGAGCAUGCAUUAACAGUGCCAGUCGGGCUAGAACAACCUUAGCCAACGGGUUGGUGUGUAUGGUUGCGUUGAGGUGUGAUGCCACCGAGCUACCAGCAAAGCAAGUGUUUUGAGGCUGCAGCCACUAAUCUGGAUGAGCAAACUGACACAGGAAGUGGGGUUCAGAGGACGGUCCAGUGGAGGAUAAUCAAGAACUGGCCAGUGGUGCGGAAAGAAGCCACUGGCUGUGGUUGAGGCAGAUGGACACAGCAUGGGCUGCCAAAUGACCAUAUAACAAUGUGACACACACCCAGAUCUGAUCAACCAGCGGUGGGCCUCCCUUGCCUUGUCUUGUGAUAAAGGGCCGAAACACCCAAUGAGGCUGAGGUGCACAACUGACGAUGUGUCGCAUUGUUGGGAACCAUACAAAGGGCAUUAUCAGCAGCACCUCACCAAAAGGCAUCUUUCACCCAGGAUAAUGGAUGUGAUGAAAGUGGGAUCGGACACACAACUCAUGAGAUGUCUCUCUGAUAACAGCAAGGAAAGGUAAGUAUGCUAUGUAUUUCUAUAAUUUAUCCCCCAAACACAGAGGAUGCCUACCCGACGAACCCAGUGAAACCUCAGACCUCCUUUCCUCUAUUCAUAUUCUUGACUACUCCCCCUGUCAUGCAUAAUGCGUGGGAAAUGUCCUAUUGGGCAAUUAAACUGGGCUGAAAUAGUGGGAUUAUAACACCUUGUCCUAUUAAGCGAAUAUACAUAACUCAUCAUAUUCAUGUUUCACCAAUACUUUGCCUUGAUGUUGUUGUAAAAAUGUUUUUCAAACCCCCCAAAACAUAUUUUUGUUAAAUGUUAUCUGACUGUGUACGUUGCGUGUGUACGAACACUUAUUUAUUACUGUGUAUUUUUGUCAAGCACGUAGCACUUCAUAAACUAUGUUUAUCAUGACUUUGUCUCUAAGGCCCAAUGGUCAUUUCGUUGUUUCUUUAGCAUCCGCUGGUGUCAGACCUUUUAAGGCAUCAUAUUAAUCACCUGUGUCCUGUUAGCAGAUAACAGCUAUCUUGCCUAUUUUUGUUUAAGAUUUAAAUUACAAGCCCUGACAAAGGACAGAACGUUUGUUACAAGUUAGUUUCUAAUAGUCUAAGAUGAGUUAUUAAAUGUGCAAAAUUGAAAUACAUCUGAAUUCGACAGUCGGUUAUUUUACUUGCUUGUUUUUGUCAUUUUUAUACAAUUUCUCAAAAUAGUAUUUUAAAUAUAUUAGUACAACUACCAAUGUUUACGUAGUUGCAUUGGAAACGUAGCUGGCGCAAUCCAGUCGGCACGUGCAUGCUGCUACUGCAAAAAAAUCAGUUUUAAAGUUACAAAUAUGAGCAACAACGGGGAGUUUACAAGCACAUCUGUGUCGUAUUUUUAAAAGCGUGGCCUUCAGGAGGAACCAGCCCUAUCACUUUUGUGGUAAUCUGAAAAGUAUGUAAUCUGCCGGCACUAUCAGAAGCUCUCUUGAGUAAGAAGAGUGCCGUCUCUCCAGCGGUUUGUAAAUGGACUCUAAAGACAAGCGACAGCACCAUGUGACCGCUGUGAAGUGGCCGGCAGCGCUCGCGAGCGGAGGCCUUAUCUCUGAAGGAGAAAGCGAUGGCUGGGAGCAGUGAUGGCACCUUCGCUCUCUGGCCAGAGCUGUAACAUGAAAACGUCUGUCCUGGCUGGCAACAGAGCUAAAGUGGAUCUAUUUCAGGUGCUGCACUUCGGGAGGCUGGUGCGCAGAGACAUGACAGAAUGGACGCUGCUCAAGAGGCUGCUGGACGCCGUGCACCAGCACUCCACCAUGAUCGGACGCCUGUGGCUCACCGUCAUGGUCAUCUUCCGUCUGCUCAUCGUGGCCGUGGCGACCGAGGACGUCUACACGGACGAGCAGGAGAUGUUCAUCUGCAACACUUUGCAACCGGGGUGCCCCAACGUCUGCUACGACGCCUUCGCCCCCAUCUCGCAACCAAGAUUCUGGGUCUUCCAGAUCAUCACUGUUUCUACGCCUUCGCUUUGCUUCAUCAUCUACACUUGGCACAAUCUGUCCAAGCAGCCGGACGGCGAGCAGCCCAGGGAGGCGUACGACCGCAGCUGCGACUCGGACAGUUGUUCCAUCAAGUCGCACAGACACCUUGGCCACAGUCUCGCAGACAUCCUUGAGGGCAUCACCAACCAGAGCGCCCAGAAGAGCUCAGCGGUCUUGCGGGAGGCCAGUGCUCCAACCAGAAGCUCCUCGGGGGUUCUAUCCAAGUACUACGUCUUCCACGUAUGCUUCCGUGCCGUCUUGGAGGUCGCCUUCGUCGUAGCUCAGUGGCUCCUCUUCGGUUUCUACGUCCCGGCUCACUUCGUGUGCACGGCGUCUCCUUGCAUGCAAAGGGUGGACUGUUACGUCUCCCGCCCCACCGAGAAAACCAUCUUCUUGAUCUUCAUGUUCUGCGUCGGGGUCUUCUGCAUCUUCCUCAACUUCUUGGAGCUCAAUCAUCUGGGCUGGAAAAUGAUCAAGAAGUCCAUGCUCAUCAAGGACGGCUCUUGGAAAGGUGGAUAUGGGGCUAUCAACCAAGACACCCAAUCCAUCGCCUCGUUGGCCUACAGAGACGUGACCAGCACUGCGUCUCUACCUACCUUGGAUCUAGUAGUGGAGCAUCAGCCGGAUUGGACCUGCGCUGGGAACUGUUCAACGAACAAAGAAAAGGAUUCCCGGCAAGCGAACGCCCACCGUGGAACACAGCCUUCGAAGAGUAAAUCGCAGACGAAUAAAGGAAGAGGGACAAAGCAAAGGAGCGCUGAGGUUUGGAUAUAAACUGAAGUAAAUGUUAUAUGGGACUUGCGGACAAAGUCUUAAAUUCUUUAU
This is a messenger RNA of Triplophysa rosa, 4823 nucleotides long. RefSeq names its product gap junction protein delta 6 (gene gjd6). Gene Ontology annotation, cellular component: connexin complex. The transcript has a single exon. The coding region runs from base 3600 to 4772 and encodes 390 amino acids. NCBI's taxonomy places the organism in Eukaryota, Metazoa, Chordata, Actinopteri, Cypriniformes, Nemacheilidae. Gene Ontology annotation, biological process: cell communication. The record is from RefSeq and is a predicted model, not a curated record.